Baudoinia panamericana UAMH 10762 is the source of this 1350-nucleotide messenger RNA. RefSeq lists its product as uncharacterized. The coding region runs from base 1 to 1350 and encodes 449 amino acids. NCBI's taxonomy places the organism in Eukaryota, Fungi, Ascomycota, Dothideomycetes, Mycosphaerellales, Teratosphaeriaceae. Gene Ontology annotation, molecular function: transmembrane transporter activity. Gene Ontology annotation, cellular component: fungal-type vacuole membrane. The transcript has 4 exons. The record is from RefSeq and is a predicted model, not a curated record. Gene Ontology annotation, biological process: transmembrane transport.
AUGUCCAAGGAAAAGGAAGCGCAGGCCGAGAAUAUGGUUCACAGUGACUGCAGUAUCUCGUCUCGAGAUGAGGUGGACGACAUCGAGCGAAUGAGCCGAGCCAGCAAUGUAUUGGAGAGAACCUUCACCACCUGCAGUAUCGUCGACCCGGGACCACCGCCUGACGGCGGCGUCAGGGCGUGGACGAUGGUCGCCUGCGGCUGGCUUGUCAUUUUCACCACUUGGGGCUGGGUUAAUUCAUAUGGAACCUUUCAAACAUACUACUCGAUUACCCUGCAAGAGUCACCAUCAACCAUAUCCUGGAUCGGGACCGUGCAGAAUUGGUUGACCUUCUUCAUCGGCGCUUUGAGCGGCAGAUUACUGGAUGCUGGCCUCUAUAUCCCUACUGUCAUCGUAGGAUCCGUUUUGCAGCUACUCGGCAUGUUUCUAAUGAGCAUCUCGACCAAAUUCUGGCAUCUUAUGCUCACACAAGGUCUGCUCACUGGCCUAGGUGGCGGCAUCUUCUUCACGCCGUCAUUGGGUCUGGUGGCUACGUACUUCUCCAGUAGACGAUCGUUUGCUAUCGGCAUAGCGACGACCGGCAAUGCGGUCGGCGGUAUGAUCUACCCUAUCAUCGUAAGGGAAUUGCUUCCCAAGAUCGGCUUCGCCUGGACUACUCGCGUGCUUGGCUUCCUGAAUCUUGGUCUUCUGGCCGUCGUGUUGGCGUUCAUGCGUCCGCGGCUUCCACCACGGCAAUCCGGACCGAUCAUCGACUGGGCGGCGUGGCUCGAUCCAGUUUACGCUUGCUUCGUCGCUGGCCUGUUUUUCAUUAUCUGGGCGAUUUACUACACUUUCUACUUUCUCGCAUCGUACGGCGUCCAGAAGGUUGGGCUUGAUUUCGCCUCCUCAGCAUCUCUGAUCAUCAUUGUCAACGGUGUUGGCGUACCGGCACGAGUAAUACCGCCUUACUUCGCAGAUAAAGUGGGACAGCUCAACAUGGUGGUCCCGACCGUCCUCUUCCUGACUAUCGUAGCAUACUGCUGGCUUGCAGUGGAGAACGUAGCGGGCCUCUAUGUCUUCACCAUGUUUUAUGGUCUCAUCAGCGCCGCAAUGCAAUGUCUGGUUCCUUCCACGGUUGCGAGCAUCACGCCGGAUUUGAAUAUGGUCGGCACAAGGCUUGGCAUGGCGUUCAGCUCGCUAUCAUUUGCGGCGUUGACCGGCCCACCGAUAGGUGGUGCGCUGCAGAGCGCUAUGCAUGGUAGCUACACAGGUGCAUCGAUAUGGGCGGCAACGUCGACGCUAAUAGCGUUUGUCCUGCUGGGUGCAGCAAGAGUGAAUAAAGUAGGGUGGCAGCUGAGGAAGAAGGCAUGA